Amblyraja radiata (thorny skate) is the source of this 1702-nucleotide messenger RNA. It is a transcript of the gene tyw2, whose product is annotated as tRNA wybutosine-synthesizing protein 2. NCBI's taxonomy places the organism in Eukaryota, Metazoa, Chordata, Chondrichthyes, Rajiformes, Rajidae. Gene Ontology annotation, biological process: tRNA methylation; wybutosine biosynthetic process. The transcript is spliced from 8 exons. Bases 203 to 1606 code for a protein of 467 amino acids. The record is from RefSeq and is a predicted model, not a curated record. Gene Ontology annotation, molecular function: tRNA methyltransferase activity. Gene Ontology annotation, cellular component: cytoplasm.
GGCAGCGAGCGACUGGGCACCGUACGCGGGUCCACCUGAGAUCAGUAGUAGUUUUAUUAAAACAACCGAUUGAAGAUUAUCUAAAGGUGCUGAAGAAAACUUCAAGCCUGGGACGCGCAACGCUAAGUACAGUUUGGGAUGCUUGCUACCAGAUGUAGACUAGACCAGGUAAUAUAAGACUCGCGGUUAUGGAAGACUGAAAAUGCAGACUGAAAGAAAUGCAAUUGUGACUCAAGCCCAGUUUGCGCAACAAUACAGAGAGUAUUUGGAGAAGAAUGGCUUCUUAGACACAACCAUCCGUCUCCAGAAGCAACCUGAUGGCUCAGUGGCAUUGCCUGUGCUUUGCAAUAAACUCAACCAACUCGACCAUCUCAACCUGUGUGACACCGUGGCUCCAGGAAGUACAUGCACUUUCACAUUGUUGAAGAAUCCAAUUUCAUCUAAGAAGGCUUUGGUAAAAUCGUGCCACCAAAGGCUGCGGGAAGAACUCUGUGCAUUAUUGAAAUGCCGUGGUGUUCUUUGGACUGAAGAACUCAGUCAUGAUGUACCUCAAGUGUGGAAGAGGCAUGGAGACAUGAUUGUUCUGAAUGAAAGUGCAUUCCAGGCAGAAAUCUGGAAAACUUUGGAGCCAGAAGUGUGGCACGUGGUUGCUAACGCAGUAGGCGUAAGACGCAUUGCAAAGGAAGGCAGAAUAUCUGCGGAUGGCUUUCGUACUCCAAGGGUGACUUUACUACUGGGAGACGAUGCUUGGGUCCAUCACGUUGACAAUGGCAUCAGGUACACAUUUGACAUUACCAAAUGCAUGUUCUCCUCUGGGAACAUCACAGAGAAGCUUCGUGUCAGCUCUUUUGACUGCAGAGGGGAGGUGGUUGUGGAUCUGUAUGCAGGAAUUGGAUAUUUUGCACUACCAUUUCUGGUGCACGCGGGCGCCGCAUAUGUCCAUGCCUGUGAGUGGAAUCCACAUGCACUUGAUGCACUAUUGAAGAACCUGGAACUAAAUAAAGUAUCAGAUCGCUGUAAGGUUCACAGUGGUGAUAACCAGCAGCUUCUUCUACGGAACCUGGCAGACCGAGUGAAUUUAGGUCUAAUUCCAAAUUCAGAAGAGGGAUGGCCUGUAGCUUGCAAACUGUUGAAAGAGGAUAGAGGAGGGAUUUUACAUAUCCAUAAUAAUGUCAGCUUGUUUCCUGUGAAGAGAGAUCCUCUUGUCAACAAGAAAAAUAACAAUGCACGUUCUCGCAAGGAACAACAACAGCAUCUAACAGAAAUGGAACUAGCUAGGAGCAACUCUGAGAUGACAUCUCCAGCAAGCACAUAUGCAUUACAAAGCAUUGCCAUUGAAGAGAACACACCUGAUUUGAGAUGGAAGGACAAUAAGUCACAAUUUGAAUCAAAUUGUGGGACCUGUUGUGAAAAGAAGCGAGUUACUAAUCCUGAAUGGCAAGUUUGGGCAGAAUCGACAGCAUUAAGAAUUAGGAAUAUACUGGAAACUCACCAUAAGAAGCCAUGGUCUACAAAUAUUUUACAUAUUGAGUAUGUGAAAUCUUAUGCCCCGUAUAUUGACCAUGUGGUACUGGAUUUGGAGUGUAGACCAUGUGAUAAUAAUUGAUGUGGUUCUUCACAUACAAAUAAUAUUUCAUGAAGGAUGCAAAUCUGAAAUCCUUAAAUAAAGUGUUUAAAGGUGUAGCCAAUCUUUAAAAGCAAA